AUGUGGGACAAGCUCAUAGAACUACUCGAAGGGACCAACGAUGCAAAAGAUGCAGGGGAAAGGUGUGAUCUUAACAAGGACAAAGCGGAGAUUCUCAAACCUUCUUCCUCUUCCCCUUCUAUUUUGCCGCAGCUUCCCCCUCAAGGAUUUGAAGCUCCGGAGAGGCCUGAGAGAUUCCAGGCACCUACUGUUCCGAUUUCCUGCCCGCCGAAGAACGAGGAAGACUGUCGUCCAUCCCCGACCAUUCAGUCCAUUAAGCGUUGCUUGAUCUGCAGGAAAAGGGUGGGCUUGACCGGCUUCCAGUGCCGCUGCGGCGAUCUCUUCUGCAAACUUCACCGGUACUCCAAUUCCCAUGACUGCUCAUUCGAUUACAAGGCGGUUGGAAGAGAACAAAUCGCCAAGGCCAAUCCUCUCAUAAGAGCUGCGAAGAUCAUUAAAAUAUGA
This is a messenger RNA of Zingiber officinale, 444 nucleotides long. Its product is annotated as zinc finger AN1 domain-containing stress-associated protein 15-like. Gene Ontology annotation, biological process: protein ubiquitination. NCBI's taxonomy places the organism in Eukaryota, Viridiplantae, Streptophyta, Magnoliopsida, Zingiberales, Zingiberaceae. Bases 1 to 444 code for a protein of 147 amino acids. The transcript is spliced from 2 exons. Gene Ontology annotation, molecular function: zinc ion binding; ubiquitin-protein transferase activity. The record is from RefSeq and is a predicted model, not a curated record.